Patiria miniata (bat star) is the source of this 2616-nucleotide messenger RNA. RefSeq lists its product as uncharacterized. The record is from RefSeq and is a predicted model, not a curated record. Lineage: Eukaryota; Metazoa; Echinodermata; Asteroidea; Valvatida; Asterinidae. Bases 71 to 2167 code for a protein of 698 amino acids. The transcript has a single exon.
UAAUGCACAGGUUUGCAACUGCAGCUUGUUGAGUGUAGGCCUAGUAUUCAGUCCGUCAAUUGUUUUGAAAAUGGCUUCUUCUACUACUACUACUACUAGUGGACAGAGUGAUUCUCCUAGUCCUAGUCCCAAUAAAAAAGUCAAAGAAGAAGGGAAAAGCUAUUCCCAGAAGUUUCGUGAGAAAUGGUUAACAGAUGAGAAGUACGCUCAGUGGCUUCGGCGUGAUCCAGCGGAUCUGAACAAGGGGAAGUGCAGCGUGUGCGGCACAUCGUUUGUAUCGAAGAGAUCAAACCUUGACGACCACGCCAAAGGUUUGAAACAUCUGAAGAGAAUGAAGGAGAGAUUAGAACCCAUUACUCCUGCUAACCGUAAACCAAUUGAACAAGUUGAAGUGCAGACCCCCAAAAAGACAAGCAAGGCCAAGGAAAAGAUGAGGGCAGAAAUCAAGCUUGGAGCAUGGGCUGCAGAACACAACAUUCCAUCUCGAGCAUUCGACCAUUUUCCAGAUGUGUUGGCCAAGACUCUCUCUGACUCCAAGGUAGCCCAAAGCCUGCACCUGAAGCGCACCAAAGUUUCCAAUGUUAUGACAAAUGUGAUAGGGCAGGGUUUUAUUGAAGACACGGAGAAAGAAAUUACAUGUAGUGCCAAAGAUCGCAUGGGGAAGAGAAAAUAUAGUGUCACAAUUGACGUAACCACAGAUCGCUCCGCUGGUGAGAAGCAAUUGGCUGUCAUCAUCAAAUAUUUUGAUGGACCUGUCAUGAAGACCCGUCUCCUCGACAUCGUCUCUGUGGCAGAUGGGGAUGCUGAAUCACUGUUUCAGGCGCUGUCGUUUGUCAUCACUAAGAAAGGACUGGACUGGAGUGACUGUGUGGGGUGGUGUGCAGACACCAGUGAUGUAAUGCACGGUGAUCAGGACAGCGUGAAGACUAGACUAAUGAGUGUGAACCCUCACAUGGCCGCAGUGAAUCGCUCCUGGCAUAGUGCUGCCCUGGUGGCCUCCCAGGCCUGUGAAGUUUUUCCUGGAUCUUUGGAGAAGCUGGUGCACAAUGUUUAUAACUACUUUGCACACUCCAACAAACGUACGGCUGCCUUCAAAACAUUUCAGUUACUCACGGACACAGAGCCCCACAAACUACUGAAGCCUCGUCAGACGCAGUGGCUGAGCCUGAGUGAGUGCAUAACCAGACUUCUUGAACAGUGGGAUGCCUUACUCAUGUUUAUGCACGCUCAAGAUCUCAGUGAAACUGAAAGCGAUACACAAGCUUGUGGCAUCCUGGCAGUCAUGCGUGACCCGUACACGAAAAUAUACCUGGAGUUUCUCUCCUUCGCGCUACCGAAAAUACUCGCCUUCAACAAGACACUCGAGUCAAGUGGAUCCACAAUCCAUAUGCUUGCCGACACACUGAGAAAACUGUACUCGGAUAUUCUGUCUCUGUACAUGGAACCAGCAUUCAUACAACAGUGUCGUUCGUUGGCUGACAUCGACCCAUCAAAUGAAGCCCUCAUGCUGCCGUUGGAGUCCACAUACAUCGGAGUUGCAGCCUUCCAGUCGCUCACUACGCUGAAUUCAACCAAUCAAAUGAAGAUCGAGUUCCUCCAGAUGUGCAGAGCGUUUCUGGUGACCACGUGCGAAGAGAUGAAGAAUCAGUUUCCCUUGAGCGACCCCCUGUUGAUAGCGGCCAGUAAGCUUAAUAUGGAGUCAGUGAGGACGGGCCAUGUGACUUCCUUCGUGAGUGAAAUACUGCCUCAUUUCCCAGGAGUUAUAGCCGAUAAGGAGCUGCAAAGGGUGGACGACCUCUGGCGACAGAUCCCGUACAAGGAGGACUUAUCCGCAGAUCUAGACUUUCUACAUUUCUGGCAGAAAGUUUUCAGUAAUGAACACUACGACCCUCUCAGUUACUGCGUCAAAGCGAUCAUGCUGGUCCCUGUGGCAAAUGCUGAUUGUGAGCAAAUCUUCUCUGAGCUUCGCCAAAUCAAGUGUGCGCAAUCAAGCCACUGUACCGCGGACUCUCUCAUGAAACUCGCAGCUGCUCGGGAAGGCAUUCGGGAGACUGGCUGCGCUGACUUUGAGCCAAGCAAGACAAUGUACCAGAAAUUCAAGAAGAGCGGUACACUGUAUGCACGACAAGUACAAGAGGGUGGAGACUGCAAGGGUGAACAAAACUAGCAAUGUGAUAUGUGACCCUCCAUGUGAUAUGAGCCAUGUUUUACUGUAAUUUGGAAAAUUUAUAAAAAUAACUUUGAGCAUCCAGAGCAAUUAGACUUUGCCCAUGCUUUGACACAACAUUGCUCGCCUGAAAGUGUCGGAAAACCAAUAUAUUCUCCAAAGCAUCUAUUUGCAUUGUUUUAAGAAUUUUUUUUAACUAAAUGAAACUUUUUUUUUUUUUUUUACUUUUUUUUCUCAUAAAUUACUGCACCCAAACUGUUUCACGUUCGGAUUCAUUGUGAUUCAGUUUUAACUUUUACAAGUAAUGGUGCAUAAUGACUUGCUGCAUUAACGUUUGUUAAAGGAACGUAUGAACAGAAAAAAAUGCAUGGUGCAUUUUGUAGUAAUUUUUGGCAGAAACAUUUUCGGAUUGCGUUCUGGCAUCUCUUGCUCCCUGAUAGAGAAAUCUU